This is a messenger RNA of Cavenderia fasciculata, 366 nucleotides long. RefSeq lists its product as uncharacterized. The record is from RefSeq and is a predicted model, not a curated record. The coding region runs from base 1 to 366 and encodes 121 amino acids. NCBI's taxonomy places the organism in Eukaryota, Evosea, Eumycetozoa, Acytosteliales, Cavenderiaceae. The transcript has 2 exons.
AUGGUAAGCUAUAAUAUUAUGACAAAAGAUCAAUCAGUAUCAAAAUCAACAAUAUUUCAUGAAUCAAUCAUUUUCGCAAACGCACCAACAAGUAUACUACAACAAUGGAUUUAUACAACAGAAUACAUUGCCACCUGCUCUCACUCCCCAGCCAUCCAACAUGAUGGUCGGUGGCGGAAUGAAUCCACAACAACAGCAAAUGGGCCAAAUGGGUCAAAUGAAUCAAAUGAACCAAAUGAAUCAAAUGGGUGGAAUGGGUGGAAUGAACCAACAGCAGAUGGUAGGAGGAGGUGGCUACAACAACCAACAGCAGAUGGUUGGAUCGGGUGGCAACGGCCAAAAUAUGAUGAUGCAGCCAUCCUAUAA